Messenger RNA from Odontomachus brunneus, 1257 nucleotides. Its product is annotated as N(4)-(Beta-N-acetylglucosaminyl)-L-asparaginase-like. NCBI's taxonomy places the organism in Eukaryota, Metazoa, Arthropoda, Insecta, Hymenoptera, Formicidae. Gene Ontology annotation, molecular function: N4-(beta-N-acetylglucosaminyl)-L-asparaginase activity. The transcript is spliced from 6 exons. The record is from RefSeq and is a predicted model, not a curated record. Gene Ontology annotation, biological process: protein deglycosylation. Gene Ontology annotation, cellular component: lysosome. The coding region runs from base 16 to 1161 and encodes 381 amino acids.
AAAUAAGAUUCAACUAUGAAUACCGGUCUAUGGAGUAAAGUUCACAUAUUAUCAAUAACUUAUCUUCAGAAACUUCAGAAAAUUAAGAUGAAGCUCUUUGUUAUUGUGAUCUUACUGUUUUAUGGAACAAUAAAUUGUUUAUUUGUGAAGGUAAUUGGCAAACAAAGUGCUGAUACUUCAAAUAACACUUUUCCUGUCGUAGUGAUUACAUGGGAUUAUAAAGAAGCUACAGAAAAAGCAUGGGAUGUGAUUCAUAAUCAAAAGAGAAGUGCUCUGGAUGCAAUAGAAGAAGGCUGUUCUCUGUGUGAAGAACAACAAUGCAGGAAGACUGUAGGUUUUGGUGGUAGUCCAGAUGAGACUGGAGAAACUACAUUGGAUGCUUUAAUUAUGGAUGGACUGGCAAUGAAUGUGGGUGGAGUAGGAGGCUUAAGGAACGUGAAGAGUGCUAUUUCAGUAGCACGCAAAGUGCUGGAAAAUACCAAGCAUUCUUUGUUAGGUGGGAGUUUGGCUACAGACUUUGCCCUGAAGAUGGGAUUUAAGGAAGAAUCUUUAGAGACAAAUGAAUCCAGAGACAUGUGGAUGCAAUGGAAAACCAAGAAUUGUCAACCCAAUUUCUGGAAGAACGUAUUACCAGAUCCUACUACCAGCUGCGGACCAUAUCGUCCAAACAACGAGAAAAACAGCGAUUACGAUGAGUACUCGUUAAUCGGAAGCGAGGAAAAUCAUGAUACGAUUGCUAUACUGGCGAUAGAUUCAGAGGGAUAUACGGCAGCGGGUGCUUCGACGAACGGCGCCAAAAACAAGAUACCCGGCCGUAUCGGGGAUUCUCCUAUCGCGGGAGCUGGUGCAUACGCCGAUCAAGAUGUUGGCGCGGCAGCUGGCACUGGUGACGGGGACGUUAUGAUGCGAUUUUUACCGAGUUUCUUGGCCGUAGAAGCGAUGCGUUAUGGUGCUACGCCGACUGUAGCCGCUCGAGCGGCGAUUAACAGAAUCGCCCAACAUUAUCCUGCCUUCUUCGGUGGGGUAAUUGCGUUGAACAAGAACGGGGAAUACGGCGCAGCGUGUAACGGAAUGGCUCUGUUUCCAUAUUACAUCGCAAAUCCAACUUCGGGACCGAAAUUGCUCUCAGUGGAAUGUAGCAAUUACUCACGACAGAAAUAACAUAAGUUACGGUGACAAUUGAUAAAACAAAAUAAAAUGUAAAUAAAAGUUACAAAGCAUGUUUUGUAAAUAAAUGCAAGAUAAACAACAAUGAUA